AUGAAGAAGAUGCUUCAGGGUUCGAUCUACAGGGGUUUGCUGUCUCAGGGUUCAUGUGAUUUUUGCAAUUUUCACAUGGGUGUCGAGUCUUUCAAUGGGUUGUCCGGUAGUAGACCCAGUGUGGACAUGCCUGCAGUGUCCACGAGCAUUUGCAGCUUGGAAGUGCAUAUGUUGUUUUACAUUUUCAAAUUGUUUGAGGCGUUGACCCGAAAAGUUGCUGAUUUAGCAGGGGAGAAUGAAAAUUUGAAAAGGGAGCUCAUCUUUUACUGUGCUCAUUCUUUAUUGGUGAAAUUCCCUGAGAAGGAAAAGGAGUUGGUUGAGAGGGAAUAUGAUUCUUGUGGUUGUCAGAAUGACACUGCUACUCCACCAAUAGUUCCUAUGACAGUUAUUGAUCAGUCUGACUCACUUUGUGAACAAGGAAAUUCCAUGAUGAUUAAUCACCUGGGAACUCCCUUGUAUAUAUUGCCAUGUCCUUGGUUUUUUCUUCACCCCAAUGACGGUAGUAGACUUCACUCUCAGUUGUUCAAUGUAAUCAAUAAGCCAGAUGAAUCCAAUAUGAAUGACCAUUGUGCUUCUAGUUCAUCCUUGAAAGCUACUGUGCAUGUGGAGAACAACUCCUCACCGAUGAAAGUUAAAACAAAAGCUUCUGAAUUGAGGGAAGCCAUAGCAGCUAACCUUCAUGAGAGCUCAUCUGCUAACCUUCAUCAUGAGAGCUCAUCUGGUUUGCCACCGGAUGGUGGUGGUCAGCACACUUGGUCUCACCCCAAAGGAAUGGUCUGUAUGUCUGCAGUUCAUGUUGAAGAUGAGAAUGGUCUACAGCCUUAUUACAUCCCAGCUGUGGAAGCUAUUUCUUCCACAGUGAAGUCAGUCAGUAACUGCAUUGCCAGAAAAGAAUGAGGAACCAGCUAUCUGCCUAGGUAAGAAACUAGUAGAUACAUCAGCAGCAGAGGCCAGGAAGAGAAGGAAAAAACUCACAAAGCUAAAGAACCUCCAUCGCCGUUAAUUUCGGAUGCUUUUUUGAAUUUUCAGGCUAAACCCUCCAAUUUUGAACAUGUUCGUUGGUUAGUAUGGAGUCCUUCGAGAUUGAUUCUAGUGCAGA
This is a messenger RNA of Ilex paraguariensis (yerba mate), 1099 nucleotides long. The record is from the annotation of a GenBank genome assembly. NCBI's taxonomy places the organism in Eukaryota, Viridiplantae, Streptophyta, Magnoliopsida, Aquifoliales, Aquifoliaceae.